This is a messenger RNA of Panthera uncia (snow leopard), 5479 nucleotides long. It is a transcript of the gene OGT, whose product is annotated as O-linked N-acetylglucosamine (GlcNAc) transferase. Gene Ontology annotation, molecular function: protein N-acetylglucosaminyltransferase activity; protein binding. The transcript is spliced from 22 exons. Lineage: Eukaryota; Metazoa; Chordata; Mammalia; Carnivora; Felidae. Bases 245 to 3385 code for a protein of 1046 amino acids. Gene Ontology annotation, biological process: protein O-linked glycosylation. The record is from RefSeq and is a predicted model, not a curated record.
AGAAAGUAGUUCCGGCCCGUGUUGUUUCAGCCGAGGAGCCGUCGCCGCCAUUUCAAGACCGUGAGAGGUAGAUGGCCAACCAGAGUUCUAAGGUUCGAAGCCUGUAACUGCUGCCGCCGCUUAAGCCUGCCAAAAUACUGGUGCGUCUGCUGCCCUCUUACUUACUACCUCCAGAAACAUUCUUGCCAGUAGUGGCGGCAGUAGGUCAACUACCCCCUUCUCGUUCUCCUUCAAGAAGCUCCAGAUGGCGUCUUCCGUGGGCAACGUGGCCGACAGCACAGAACCAACGAAACGUAUGCUUUCCUUCCAAGGGUUAGCUGAGUUGGCACAUCGAGAAUAUCAGGCAGGAGAUUUUGAGGCAGCUGAGAGACACUGCAUGCAGCUCUGGAGACAAGAGCCAGACAAUACUGGUGUGCUUUUAUUACUUUCAUCUAUACACUUCCAGUGUCGAAGGCUGGACAGAUCUGCUCACUUUAGCACUCUGGCGAUUAAACAGAACCCCCUUCUGGCAGAAGCCUAUUCGAAUUUGGGGAACGUGUACAAGGAAAGAGGGCAGUUGCAGGAAGCGAUUGAGCAUUACCGGCAUGCAUUGCGUCUCAAACCAGAUUUCAUCGAUGGUUAUAUUAACCUGGCAGCUGCAUUGGUAGCAGCAGGUGACAUGGAAGGGGCAGUGCAAGCUUAUGUCUCUGCUCUUCAGUACAAUCCUGAUUUGUACUGUGUUCGCAGUGACCUGGGGAACCUGCUCAAAGCCCUGGGUCGCUUGGAAGAAGCCAAGGCAUGUUAUUUGAAAGCAAUUGAGACGCAACCGAACUUUGCAGUAGCUUGGAGUAAUCUUGGCUGUGUUUUCAAUGCACAAGGGGAGAUUUGGCUUGCAAUUCAUCACUUUGAAAAGGCUGUCACUCUUGACCCCAACUUUCUGGAUGCUUAUAUCAACUUAGGAAAUGUCUUGAAAGAGGCACGGAUUUUUGACCGAGCUGUGGCAGCUUACCUUCGAGCCCUCAGCUUGAGUCCAAAUCACGCAGUGGUGCACGGCAACCUGGCUUGUGUAUACUAUGAGCAAGGCCUGAUAGAUCUGGCGAUAGACACCUACAGGCGAGCUAUUGAACUGCAACCACAUUUCCCUGACGCUUACUGCAACUUAGCCAAUGCUCUCAAAGAGAAGGGCAGUGUUGCUGAAGCAGAAGAUUGUUAUAAUACAGCUCUCCGGUUAUGUCCUACCCAUGCAGACUCUCUGAAUAACCUAGCCAAUAUCAAACGAGAACAGGGAAACAUUGAAGAGGCAGUUCGCUUAUAUCGUAAAGCAUUGGAAGUCUUCCCAGAGUUUGCUGCUGCCCAUUCGAAUUUAGCAAGUGUACUGCAGCAGCAGGGAAAGCUUCAGGAAGCUCUGAUGCACUAUAAGGAGGCUAUUCGAAUUAGUCCCACCUUUGCUGAUGCCUACUCUAACAUGGGAAACACUCUGAAGGAGAUGCAGGAUGUUCAGGGAGCCCUGCAGUGUUACACUCGUGCCAUUCAGAUUAACCCUGCAUUUGCAGAUGCGCACAGCAAUUUGGCUUCCAUUCAUAAGGAUUCAGGAAAUAUUCCAGAAGCAAUAGCUUCUUACCGAACUGCUCUGAAACUUAAGCCUGAUUUUCCUGAUGCUUAUUGUAACUUGGCUCAUUGCCUGCAGAUUGUCUGUGAUUGGACAGACUAUGAUGAGCGAAUGAAGAAGUUGGUCAGUAUUGUGGCUGACCAGCUAGAGAAGAAUAGGUUGCCUUCUGUGCAUCCUCAUCAUAGUAUGCUAUAUCCUCUUUCUCAUGGCUUCAGGAAGGCUAUUGCUGAGAGGCAUGGAAACCUCUGCUUGGAUAAGAUUAAUGUCCUUCAUAAACCACCAUAUGAACAUCCAAAAGACUUGAAGCUCAGUGAUGGUCGACUGCGUGUAGGCUAUGUGAGUUCUGACUUUGGGAAUCAUCCUACUUCUCAUCUUAUGCAGUCUAUUCCAGGCAUGCACAAUCCGGACAAAUUUGAGGUAUUCUGUUACGCCCUAAGCCCAGAUGAUGGCACAAACUUCAGAGUGAAAGUUAUGGCAGAAGCCAAUCAUUUCAUCGAUCUUUCUCAGAUUCCCUGCAAUGGAAAAGCUGCUGAUCGAAUCCAUCAAGAUGGUAUACACAUCCUCGUAAAUAUGAAUGGUUAUACCAAGGGUGCUCGUAAUGAACUCUUUGCUCUCAGGCCUGCUCCUAUUCAGGCAAUGUGGCUGGGAUACCCUGGGACUAGUGGUGCGCUUUUCAUGGAUUAUAUCAUCACUGAUCAGGAAACUUCUCCAGCUGAAGUUGCUGAGCAGUAUUCCGAGAAACUGGCUUAUAUGCCACAUACAUUUUUUAUUGGUGAUCAUGCCAAUAUGUUCCCUCACUUGAAGAAAAAAGCAGUCAUUGAUUUUAAGUCCAAUGGGCACAUUUAUGACAAUCGGAUUGUUCUGAAUGGCAUCGACCUCAAAGCAUUUCUUGAUAGUCUGCCAGAUGUGAAAAUUGUCAAGAUGAAAUGUCCUGAUGGAGGAGACAAUGGGGACAGCAGUAAUACAGCUCUUAAUAUGCCUGUUAUUCCUAUGAAUACUAUUGCAGAAGCAGUUAUUGAAAUGAUUAACAGAGGGCAAAUCCAGAUAACAAUUAAUGGAUUCAGUAUUAGCAAUGGACUAGCAACUACCCAGAUCAACAACAAAGCUGCCACUGGAGAGGAGGUUCCUCGUACCAUUAUUGUAACCACCCGUUCCCAGUAUGGGUUACCAGAAGAUGCCAUCGUGUACUGUAAUUUUAAUCAGUUAUACAAAAUUGACCCUUCUACUCUGCAGAUGUGGGCAAACAUUCUGAAGCGGGUUCCCAAUAGUGUGCUGUGGCUGUUGCGUUUUCCAGCAGUAGGAGAACCUAAUAUCCAACAAUAUGCGCAAAACAUGGGCCUUCCCCAGAACCGUAUCAUUUUUUCACCUGUUGCUCCUAAAGAGGAGCAUGUCAGGAGAGGCCAGCUGGCUGAUGUCUGCCUGGACACUCCGCUCUGUAAUGGGCACACCACGGGGAUGGAUGUCCUUUGGGCAGGAACACCCAUGGUAACUAUGCCAGGAGAGACACUUGCUUCUCGAGUUGCAGCUUCCCAGCUCACUUGUUUAGGUUGUCUUGAGCUUAUUGCUAAAAAUAGACAAGAAUAUGAAGACAUAGCUGUGAAACUAGGAACGGAUCUAGAAUACCUGAAGAAAAUCCGUGGCAAAGUCUGGAAGCAGAGAAUAUCUAGCCCUCUGUUCAACACCAAACAAUACACAAUGGAACUAGAGCGGCUCUAUCUACAGAUGUGGGAGCAUUAUGCAGCUGGCAACAAACCUGAUCACAUGAUUAAGCCUGUUGAAGUCACUGAGUCGGCCUAAAUAAAGACUGUGUGAACAGGAGAUUACCCCUGUACCUGAGCCUCAACUUUCCAGGGAAAGGGAACUAGAGAACGUACUUUUUACUUACUGUACAGUAUCAUGUUGCAGAUGGGUGACAAAUGAUCAUAGAAUAGCACAGCCAGACUUGCUUCCUGCAUGAUAGGGAGAGACACGAGAUGGGAAACUGCUGUCCCACAAGGAAUCUCCACAGAAUUUUGCAGCAAUCAGGUGGUGCGUAGGUCUGGAAGGUCUGCUCUCCUUUGGUCUUCCAUGGGAUGGUUAGUGUGGAGGGGAGAUGGAGAUUGUCCAGCCGUUUUGUGAUUCCAUGGAUUGAUCAAGUCUUCUGAAUUAAUUUUUUCUUUAUAUUUUGGGUAUUGGAGCUUUUAAAAAUGUUUGGUUUCAGGUAUUUUUAUUCACGUGAAGUGUAUAUGAUUCUCUUGAGAUAAGGUUUUAAGCUAAAAUGUUGCCCCUUGUUUUAGUUUCUGAACUCUACAGAUUAACGGGGACUUUGCUGGUGUAGUCUUUUUAUAGGUUUUAUAAACCACUUGAGCCUAUAUCAGUCGUUUUAGUGUCUGACCUAAUGUUUGGAACUAUCAGUGCUUUGUUGGUUUAGAUGAUGACUUAAACAUUUUUUUUUCUGGUCCAUUUCCCAUUUCCUUCUCUUCCCUUCCCCCACUUUAAAAUUUCUCCUGUAAGUCAGCUGACGAAACGAAGUCUGAUUUUAAACAUCCCAGAGUGUUUCUCUUAAACACGUCAUCUGGUGCCAAAUGAAAAUUCUUAGGAGUGAUAAUUAUGCAAGGCGUAGUUGUGGUACUGCCAUUGAUGAUGAUGAUGAUAUAGAUUUUUUGGGCCUAGUUUUGACCUAUUUCACCAGUGUUUUAUCUUUGACUGCCCCUCUAUGCUGCUUCCAAAAGUGAUAGUGUGUGAUAAGAUUUUUACCUUCCUUUCUCAAGUUUGUUUUUUUAAGUGAGUCCUGUUCUUCCUAUUUCUUUCAGCAGAAAUGAAAUCCCAGGUAAGUAUAAGUAUUCGCAUAUUUGAUCAGUAAGUCACAGUUCUCUUCAGUACAUUGAAUAAUGUUCAUCAGAAAACAUAGGUAAAAAGCUGAAGGACCAGCUGUGUAAAUGAGUAAUUAUUUUUCAGACCUUCUAGGGUAUUAUAUAAUAACUGUCUUCUGGACUUGAAGUCUGUACGGAUCAGCCUCAAUGGUAGCAAACUGCACUGCUACUUGGUUUGGAGUACAAAUUAGACUUUAGCCCUCCUGGAGCUUGAGUUCUUGGUAUUUAAAAACCAUAGGAAUAAAAUUAUUGAAUUUCAGCAAAGGAUCGAGGGCUUGAGGCUUAAACAAGCCAACAUAUGAAUAUAUGUUUUGUGUUGCUGUACUGUACUUAUGCUAUCCAGUAACAGAUAAUUUUUGUCUGCUAGUAGUGUUCUAGAUUAUAAUGUCUUUCCAAAGCGCUGAGGCAGUGCACCUAUUCUGUAGUUGCAGCUGAUGCUUGAAUGUAUCCUAGUUGACAAAUUAUUGAUUAAUAAGAACUUGAAUUUCUGAAAAAUUCUUACUGUUAACCAAAAUCUGAGCAAGGAGUCUCCAAUGUAAUUCUUGCCAGAAUUACAUGGUAAUGAACUGUGUGUACCUUCUAACAAUGUAAAUCAAGAAACAUCAGUUUAGGGAUUUAAUUUAUUUUUACAUGAUUGAACGGUCAGUUAAAGGUUGCCAGCAUGGUUGCAGAUAAACUGAUGUUUGAAAUUCACCAAACUACUUCAUGUGAAAUAGGAUAAUAUACUUCCAGUGCCCUCAAGGCUGUGGCCUUACAGCCAUUUUACAUAGCACAUCAUUCCUCCUAUAGGGAUGAACUUUUUCCUGGCACGAAAAGUAGCCGCUCUGGUCGAAGCUUUGCUUAUUGUAAUCGGCUUUUGUUUCCAGGUAACAUGUCUGUGGAAGACCUAAUUCUGAAUAGAGAUAUAGAUAUUAUUGGAAACUAAUUGUUUUUUCUAUUAUACUCCGCUUUAUCAAAAAAGUAAACAUUUAAAUUGUGCUACAGAAAUCCAGAUGUUGUCUUGCGAUCCUUAAACAAUAAAUGAAUGAUUUGCCCUUAA